CCCCGGUAUUGCCCCGUGCUAUGCGCCACUGCGGAGAAAGACGAAGAAGAAGAAGAAGCGCACGCUUCUAUCGUUCAUUGUGACUGCGGACUCAUUACCUCUGCAGCGCAUCGAUACCUGUGGUACACUUAUUUCUGUCCGGACAGUGCCAAGAUGGAUCCUUACAUGGGAGCGGGGUCUCCGCAAGACCUGAGAGGCUUCAGCAUUAUCUUUGGCCUGGUACAGGUCGUGGGGAUUGCUUGCGUUGCUCUAGUGGUCGUGUGGACAAGCCAUUUCCUGGGUGGAUUCGCCGGACGCGACAAGCCAAAGCUCGAGUUCAACUACCAUCCGCUCUUCAUGGUCCUUGCUCUUGUCAUCUGCUAUGGAAAUGCCAUCCUCCUCUAUCGUCUACUCCGCUACGAGCGCUUGUCCCGACUGAAGUUCCUGCAUGGUUGCCUUCACGGGUUAGCCCUCACUUUUUCUGUGCUAGCCGUGAAGACAGCUUUCGACUCGCACAAUUUGGCGCCAACUCCCAUUCCCAACUUGUACUCCCUGCACAGUUGGCUUGGCCUCGCAGCGGUCGUACUCUUCGGGGUGCAGUUUUUAGUAGGGUUCCUCAUUUUCCUGUUCCUGGGGGUGGGCCAGCUGCUGCAGGAAAAGUUCCGUCCAUACCACGUCUUCUUCGGUCUGUCUAUUUUCGUCACGGCUGUGGCCACGGCUCUCAUGGGCAUCACGGAGAAGCUCAUAUUUAAACUGACACCCGCAGGGUACAGUGCCAGGCCUGCAGAAGCAUACCUUGCGAACUCCCUUGGCGUUCUGCUUGUCGUCUUUGCGGCCCUCGUCGUCUACCUAGCAACACGACCUGCGUACAGACGGCCUUUGCAAGAAGAGGCUCCUCUUCCUCCGGAACCUCAGCCUCCAGCAGUGAUAGUCCCACAGACAUUCGGUCCAUUAGUUCCUCAGACACUGAAUCUUCAACAGUUCGGUCCAUUAGGUCCUCAGACAUACGGUCCAUAGCGGGCAAUAUUUUGUUGGAUGUUUAUUGGGCAGAAUGAAUUUUACCACGUGA
Ornithodoros turicata is the source of this 1048-nucleotide messenger RNA. RefSeq names its product plasma membrane ascorbate-dependent reductase CYBRD1-like. Bases 154 to 996 code for a protein of 280 amino acids. Gene Ontology annotation, molecular function: oxidoreductase activity. NCBI's taxonomy places the organism in Eukaryota, Metazoa, Arthropoda, Arachnida, Ixodida, Argasidae. The transcript is spliced from 5 exons. The record is from RefSeq and is a predicted model, not a curated record.